Rotaria sp. Silwood1 is the source of this 1035-nucleotide messenger RNA. The record is from the annotation of a GenBank genome assembly. NCBI's taxonomy places the organism in Eukaryota, Metazoa, Rotifera, Eurotatoria, Philodinida, Philodinidae.
AUGGGUCUUUACAUAAAUAAAUCAAAUGUAAAUUCUGAUAGUAAAGAUGGUGAUGAUGAUGAUAGAAAUAGUGAUACAAGCGAUGAAUUAACAUUUGAAGUUCAACGAUGUGUUGUUCAUAUUGAUACCGGACAUAUUAAAUUGCCUGAUGAUAUGCCAUGUUUUCCAAAUCGAACUUGUUUUAUAAAUGAAUUAAAUAAUAUUUUAUUACGAUUUAAUAAUUAUAUUCAUAAUUGGACACAUAUUGAUGGUGAAAAUUUAUUAAAAGAAUCAAAUUAUGAACCAAGUCAAGCAUUAGCAAGACUUGCAGCAAUAGCUAAACGUGCUGGAAUUGUUAUUAAUAAUAAUGAUGAUGAAAAUAGUAAUAGUAGACUAUCAUGUUUAUUUAAUGAAUCUGAAUUACGUCGAAUAUCAGCGAAUAAUUGUUUACGUGCAUCAUUUAUAAAUCGUUUUGCCCAAUUAUUUAGUCAAAUGGAUGCAUUUAUAUGUUAUCCACCAGUGGACAAAUAUUCUAAUGUUGAUCAAUGGUUAGCACAACGAAGUACAACAAAAAAUUUUGAUCGAACUAUUAAAAUUGCAUCAAAAUUUAAUGAAGAUAAUCAUCUUUUUGCUUUAACUAAUAAACAUUUACAAUAUUUUUCUGAUCAUAUUCGUUUAUAUCGUGAUUGUCGUGAUUUAACUUAUCAAUAUUGUUCAUUAAUUGUAAUGAAUGCACCAUUAGUUCGUCCACUUGAUAAUUCAUUUUCUACAUCGAAUAAUUCUUAUUUAUUUGAAAAUCUUAAGGGAAUUGCUUCUAAUGAACAUCCACAAACUGUUGUUCUUCUUGAAAAUAAUGUUGUUUUUCAACAAUUACUUAAAGAAUGUACUACUAAAACAAAACGAAUGGUUAUUGAAAAAAUGGAAGAUAUUAUUGAAGAUUCAUCAUCAAUGGUUAAUUUAGAAGAAAAUGUUUUAAUAGCAGGUUUUGGUGAUUUACUUGAACGUACUUGGUCUUAUGGUCUUCAUCAUAAAUCAAAUGGAAAAUCUGCUUUAUGA